AUGUUUGAUUCGGAGAAACCUCAUCCCAUACUGGCGCAGAUUCCGUUGACGGUCUCGCCGUUCAUUUCUCUGCCUACAGCGACUACCCUGCCAUAUACAUACAAGUCGAUUCCCUCUUCUCUCCCGCCGUCUGUCACAGUUGACGCCAGCGGCUCAGAGAAACCAAAAUAUGUCGUCUCGUCCAGUGGCCAUGCCGCUCACCCGGCUGAUAUACUCGCAACAUGUCAGGCACUGGCGGACCACAUGAAGAAGAGACAGUCAGAGGGAGAGGCUGCUAUUAAGGAGUGGGAGGAGUCUAUCAAGCAACGAGACUUGGCUGAGAAGCGUCGAGUUGCUCCUGGGUGGCUGGACCGGGAAGAGAAGCUACUACAACCAACCCACACGUCCGGACAAGGACAUGCUUCAGCCGGGGCACAUCAGAGUCUACUUGACCGGCCGGUAGCUGAUCAAACAAACAAAGAUACUUCUCCAGCCAUGGAACCAAGGAGUGAAGGCAUUGAACUUGACCGUGCAUUUGGUGGACUUGGACUGAAAUAA
Molecule: messenger RNA, 537 nt
Organism: Nannizzia gypsea CBS 118893
Lineage: Eukaryota; Fungi; Ascomycota; Eurotiomycetes; Onygenales; Arthrodermataceae
Exons: 2
Coding region: 1-537 (178 amino acids)
Source: RefSeq, a predicted model, not a curated record